Molecule: messenger RNA, 531 nt
Organism: Hydra vulgaris (swiftwater hydra)
Lineage: Eukaryota; Metazoa; Cnidaria; Hydrozoa; Anthoathecata; Hydridae
Source: RefSeq, a predicted model, not a curated record
GAAAAAAGCAGAAGCAACAAAGACCUGCGCUCAAUUUUUUAAAACACUAUGAGUGAGUUUCCUGCAGUUGUUUCUGAAACUGUUAGUUUUCGUCAAAUUAUCCCAAGUCUUCAGAAAAGGAGAAGGCUUAAUGAGCCUUCGAACCCAAAGUUACCAAAUGAAGCUGCUGAAGUUCUGAACGACAAAGAAUGUCAUCGCUAUGGAGACAUUUUCUUGGGAUCAGUUGCAGAACAAGAUAACGUAGCAUUGCUGUUUGGGCAUAUGCUAGUCAUCAACAAGGCGAAAUCGGCCAAAGUGUGUUUUGUUGAUGGAACAUUUAGCAUGACACCACGCAUGGAGGAAAGCAAGUGGUAUCAGCUCUUGAUAUUUUCUUUUGAGUAUUCCACAGUACUUAAAAAUCCAACUCCAGAUGAGGAUCAGAUGUAUUUUGAUCCUGAUAACCCUCACCUUUGGGGAGCAUCUGCUCCAGCUGUAUACGCUUUAAUGACAUCGAAAUCCGAGGCUCUAUACAAGCUUGCUUUUCCUAAAUAA